GCCGCGGGACCCACCCGCGCGCCCGCCAUCGCCCCUUUAAGAACGGCGCGCGCGGCGGGAGGAGGGGGCGCGCGCUUCCCGGAACAGCCCGCGCAGUGGGAAGAGAGGAAGAAAAUAAACCCGCGGCUGAAGCUGGAGCUGCCGCCGCCGGCGCCGCCGUUGGAGCUCCCCCGCGCGGAUGAUGCCUGCGGCGCCCGCGCGGGGCUCGGGGCGGUGAGGCCCGGGGUGCGGGGUAGCUAUGGCGACGACGAGCGCGACUAGCCGCGCCGCCUGACAGGUGUGGGGACCCAGCGGCGGCGGCGGCUCGGAGCAUUAUGUACGCCAAAGCCGGCAAGGGCUCGGCCGUGCCCUCCGACAGUCAGGCCCGUGAGAAGCUGGCGCUGUACGUGUACGAGUACCUGCUGCACAUCGGGGCCCAGAAGUCGGCCCAGACCUUUCUGUCCGAGAUCCGAUGGGAGAAGAACAUCACGCUGGGGGAACCCCCAGGGUUCCUGCAUUCCUGGUGGUGCGUUUUCUGGGACUUGUACUGUGCAGCACCUGACCGCAGAGAGGCAUGUGAGCACUCCAGCGAGGCCAAGGCCUUCCAGGACUACAGUGCUGCGGCUGCCCCCAGUCCUGUGAUGGGGAACAUAGCCCCCAGCGAUGCAAUGGCAGCAGGCCCCAUGGCGCCUGGCUUCUUCCAGGGUCCUCCUGGCUCCCAGCCACCCCCCCACAACCUCAACACCCCAAUGAUGGGGCCUCACAUUCAGCCCUUCAUGUCACCGCGGUUCCCAGGGGGCCCCCGGCCCACCCUGCGGAUGCCGAGUCAGCCUCCUGUGGGCCUCCCUGGCUCCCAGCCCCUCCUUCCUAGCACCAUGGACCCCUCCCCACGUGCUCAGGGGCAUCCAAACAUGGGCCCAAUGCAGAGGGUGACUCCUCCACGGGGCAUGGCCGGUGUUGGGUCCCAGAGCUACGGAAGUGGCAUGCGGCCCCCACCCAACUCCCUCGCUGGCCCAGGCCUGCCCACAAUGAACAUGGGCCCCGGAGUGCGCGGCCCGUGGGCCAGCCCCAGUGGCAACUCGAUCCCCUAUUCUGCCUCCUCCCCUGGCAGCUACACAGGACCCCCAGGAGGCGGUGGGCCCCCUGGAACACCCAUCAUGCCCAGCCCUGGAGACUCCACCAACUCCAGCGAGAACAUGUACACCAUCAUGAACCCCAUCGGGCCGGGUGCUGGCAGGGCUAAUUUCCCACUGGGCCCCAGUCCGGAGGGCCCUAUGGCAGCCAUGAGUGCGCUGGAACCUCACCAUGUGAACGGAUCCCUGGGCUCGGGCGACGUGGACGGGUUGCCGAAGAGCUCCCCCGGCGCAGUGGCCGGCCUGAGCACCGCCCCGGGCACCCCGCGGGAUGACGGCGAGAUGGCGGCCACCGGGACUUUCCUGCACCCGUUCCCGAGCGAAAGCGUAAGCGACUGCGUCGACUCUCCCCCCGCGGCGGCGUCGGGCCGGAGGGGCCUGGCGGGCAGGCCCCGGCGGGGCGGCCGGGGGGCCAGAGCAAGACCAUGACUGCGGCGGGCCAGGUGGGGGGGCAGCCGCGGCAUCCUUCCCCUUCUCUUCCUCCCCACUCCUGCCCUGGUGUCACGCCCUUACCCUGUUCCCACCCAGUGACCCUUGCCCCAGGACUGCCUCAACUCCUUAACUUCUUCCAUACCUGCCCCCAGCCACUCCACAUAUGCCCCACUGGUCCAUUUGUCCAUUCUCCCUGGGGGGUGGGUCCCAGCCUAGGCCAGAGCUGAGCCCGCCCCCGCGCGCCACCCCCUCGUCUCUCCGCAGUACUCGCCUGGGAUGACCAUGAGCGUGUGACGGGGCGGUAGCCCCUUGCCCACUGCUGGCCUCGUCCUCUGCCCAGCGCCCCUGCCCGGGGCCAAGGGCCAGUGGCUCAGGUGGUCUGCAGGGGGAGGGUAUAAGGUCACACCUUGGGCAGCUGGACUCCUGGUCAAGGCUUGGAGGCUGGGAGGCCACGCCCACGAAGGACUCUCAUUUUAUUAAAAACACAAAAACGCAAGGACCUCAGAGAUGCUCUUUUCCGUGUGGGCCCAACCCCCACCCUCACUCCAGUUCUUUUUGUCCUGGGGGACUCCUUUGGGAUUUCCCUUCCUCUGGAGGGCAAGGGGUAGGCCCCAUCAAUAAAUGUAACUUGUUUUGGUUUUUGGUGUCUGA
Messenger RNA from Phyllostomus hastatus (greater spear-nosed bat), 2195 nucleotides. It is a transcript of the gene SSBP4, whose product is annotated as single stranded DNA binding protein 4. The record is from RefSeq and is a predicted model, not a curated record. Gene Ontology annotation, cellular component: nucleus. Gene Ontology annotation, biological process: positive regulation of transcription by RNA polymerase II. Gene Ontology annotation, molecular function: single-stranded DNA binding; protein binding. The coding region runs from base 315 to 1541 and encodes 408 amino acids. The transcript is spliced from 17 exons. NCBI's taxonomy places the organism in Eukaryota, Metazoa, Chordata, Mammalia, Chiroptera, Phyllostomidae.